AUGUUGCUGUACGUUACCAAUGGGACAAGACCUGACAUGAGUUUUGCUCUCAGUUAUCUCAGUAAAUUCUUGGCCAACCCCAAGAGGAAGCAGAUGGCUGCAGUGAAAUACCUAAUAAGAUACCUAAAACACACCUGUGACUAUUGCACAGUAUUCAGGAAGAAUGGGAAGGAGGCACUGAUUUUUUCUGAUGCUGACUUUGCGAACAACAAGGUGGACAGAAAAUCGUUCAGUGGACUGGUGGUGUGUAUUGCUGGAGGACCCGUGGAGUGGAGAAGCAAGAAGCAAACGGUGGUUGCUACGUCCACACAACAGGUGGAGUACAUUGCUAUGGCUGUUGCUAUGCAAGAAGCACUGUGGCUAUGUGGUAUAUUGAGGGAGAUCAAUGCAAGUGAUCUUAGCAUAGUGCCAUGGAUCCUUGCUGACAAUACUGCAGCUGUCAACCUUGCUGAGAAGGAUAUUGUCAAUGAUAAUUCCAAGGGCGUGGAUGUGAAGUAUCACUUCAUAAAGGAUGUGGUAAAGAAGGGAUUGGUCAAAUUGCAAUAUGUGGCAUAUCAUGACAAUCAAGCCAACCUUCUUACCAAGGGUUUGACCGGGAGAAAGACACAGGAGUUUUGUGCAAGAAUUGGACUUAUCAUUCCUAAUAACAGUCAGAGUCGUGCCAAAGUUCUCAGUUUGUACUUCUGA
Macrobrachium nipponense is the source of this 687-nucleotide messenger RNA. RefSeq lists its product as uncharacterized. Bases 1 to 687 code for a protein of 228 amino acids. Lineage: Eukaryota; Metazoa; Arthropoda; Malacostraca; Decapoda; Palaemonidae. The transcript has a single exon. The record is from RefSeq and is a predicted model, not a curated record.